GUGCUUUAAUACCUUAUCUCUAAUGUGAUUAGCCAAUUCUUUACUUCGUAGCAUAUUUGGUGCUUUUUCAUGCAUCAAGUUUGGCAUCAUUUUUUCAUCCUAUAUUUGUUUUUUUCUAUUUCUAUGCCAUAUUUUUAAAGAUGAGUGACAAUGGUGAAGAAGCUGGAGAAAAUUGUCAAGUUCCCCGUUUGAAUGAAAGGAUUCUUUCAUCAUUGUCAAGGAGAUCAGUAACUGCCCAUCCUUGGCAUGGUCUAGAAAUUGGACCUGAGGCUCCUCAGAUCUUCUGUUUUGGAAGAAUAGUUGUGGAGAUCACUAAAGGAAGCAAGGUUAAGUAUGAACCUAACACAAAGACUAGAUUGAAUAAGGUUGAUCGGGUUUUGUAUUCAUCAGUUGUUUAUCCACAUAACUAUGGUUUUAUCCCUCACACACUGUGUGAAGACAAUGAUCCAAUUGACAUAAUUCAUUCUAAGACUAAAAGAAUGAGCACAUGGAGGUAGCAGUUAAUGAUUUUUUACCUGCAAGCGUUGCUAUUGAUGCCAUUCAG
Molecule: messenger RNA, 544 nt
Organism: Glycine soja
Lineage: Eukaryota; Viridiplantae; Streptophyta; Magnoliopsida; Fabales; Fabaceae
Product: soluble inorganic pyrophosphatase 1-like
Exons: 4
Coding region: 141-497 (118 amino acids)
Biological process (GO): phosphate-containing compound metabolic process
Cellular component (GO): cytoplasm
Molecular function (GO): magnesium ion binding; inorganic diphosphate phosphatase activity
Source: RefSeq, a predicted model, not a curated record